AUGCUGAACGAUCGUGAGGCUGGGACCCAAUUCAAAGUGUGGGACAUGCAAGAUCUCGAUGCGAUUCCAUUCUGGAAUAAAGGCCGAGCCAUCUUAAUUGGGGACGCAGCCCAUGCAAUGACUCCAAUGCAAGGUCAAGGAGGCAAUAUGGCCAUUGAAGAUGCUAAAGCAUUUACGUUGUUUGGACCAGAAGUGACCGCGAAUGAGGUUCCCGAUAUCCUGUCCAAGAUUGACAGCAUUCGUCGACCACGCACCAAGGUCGUCCUUGAAAGCACACGUCAGACAAUGCCGAACACCAAGAUGGCAGACCGCGUGGAACGGAUGGAUUUCAUCAACAGUUACAAUGGUAUCCGCCGUGCACUGGAUGAGCUAGAGACGGCGAACAGGCUGGAAGUAGCAGCGAGUAAGAUGUAG
This is a messenger RNA of Exophiala bonariae, 414 nucleotides long. RefSeq lists its product as uncharacterized. Gene Ontology annotation, molecular function: monooxygenase activity; FAD binding. The record is from RefSeq and is a predicted model, not a curated record. Bases 1 to 414 code for a protein of 137 amino acids. NCBI's taxonomy places the organism in Eukaryota, Fungi, Ascomycota, Eurotiomycetes, Chaetothyriales, Herpotrichiellaceae. The transcript has a single exon.